Conger conger (European conger) is the source of this 1974-nucleotide messenger RNA. RefSeq names its product endothelial cell surface expressed chemotaxis and apoptosis regulator (gene ecscr). The record is from RefSeq and is a predicted model, not a curated record. The transcript is spliced from 12 exons. The coding region runs from base 248 to 1132 and encodes 294 amino acids. Lineage: Eukaryota; Metazoa; Chordata; Actinopteri; Anguilliformes; Congridae.
GCCAGGGUGGGCAUCGAGCAUUCGCCCAGGGAAAAGGGCAGGUCCCCGUAACACCCAACACACACACACACACACACACACGGGAUAGUCAUCCCGGCGCAAUCCAUCGCACACUCAGACACUGUGUGGUCUUCCAUACACACACUUCAUUGGUGGCACAGUGCUGGCACACUGCAGGACACUGGUUACUGAACGAGUAACAGACGACACCCUCCCAAACUCGCCCGCACGCUCUACAGACCUGAAGAUGGACCCGCUGGUCUGGACCUUGUUUCUCCUGAGUGUCUGCUUGUGUACCGUCUCCUCAGACUCAUCUGUGAUUCCCAAUGGCCCCGUGACCCAGACUGAGACAGCCAACAGGACCACUUCAGUCAGCACACCUUCACCUUCCACCACAGGUGGACAUCAGACUGAGACCUCAACAUCAGUCCCAGAAGACGAUUGGACAGCAACUCCAGUGGUUCCAGUGACUGUGACAUCCCAAACCACUCCUCCUUCUCAGAAUGAAUCUACAGCAACGCCCACAACCUCAGCGAUGGAUGCCAAGUCCUCUACAUCCCCGCCCACAACCAUCCCAGGUAGACAUUUUCUGACUGAGACCUCAACAUCUGUCCCAGAAGACAAGAGGACAACAACUCCAGGAAACACCAGACGCACAGAAAUGACAUCAUCCCCUCCAGCCGGCACGAGCGCCCGCGGGGUUACCAUGGGGACAACAGCAGCUGCACGAUUACCCACAACGCCAGGAACUUCCUCUACACGUCCCACCGGCCCUGAAGUGUCCGUAUCCCCCACGCCCACACCAGGAAACAGCCUGACCAAGCUUGCCUUCGGGGUGAUGAGUUUUAUUCUCAUCCUGAUCAUCGUCAUGGUGGCGUUAGUCACGGCGAUUCACCUGAGAGGCCGAUGCAACAGCACGAAGGAAGAAGGUAAAAAGAGUGGGGAUUCGGUGGUGUCUGAAAGCCAGGUGACAUCGAUCGGAGAGAAAGAAAGCAUAACUCUGGUCUCUGUGAAAACAAUAAACACAGAAACGGACACAGAUUCCCCUCAGAUCUCUUCCGUCCACAGCACCACAUUGGACAGCGAGGAGCAGGAGCUGCGCAGAGAUCUGCUCAACACUAAGCAGGUGUGAAAGCCAUUUUGUAAAAAAGAAAUACACAGAUGUUGAAGCUGCAACAAGGGAAGUAAUGAACUGUGAUCUUUUGUAUCAGACUUUUGCUUCCUGGAAAAAACUUUUUUUUUUCCAACUUUUUUUUGCCAUUUCCUAUGCUAAUGUGUGUAAAACAGCAGGGCUGUUUAUGUGUGUGUGUGUGUGUGUGUGUGUGUGUGUGUGUGUGUGUGUGUGUGUGUGUGCACGUGCUCGCACCUGUAUGCAUGUGUGUGCUCCUUUUUUCACAGGAAAAUAAAUGAUGUUCUUGAGUGCUGUUAUGCUGUUAUACAAUUGUAAGCAUAAUGUUGGCUAAAAGUUCACUGCUGUUGAACUCAAGUGUGUCUUUUGAAUGACAAUGUACAUCAAUGUCUAAUACUGUGUGUUCAUGAACUCACCCAGCUGAUUUUAAUAAUUAAUUCUACCUCCUGGCUGAAGAAUUGCACUAAUGAACAAAUCCAAGUGACUGGAACAAAAUACUGGUGAGGACUUUUAGUUUCUGAACCUGGAUGUUGUACCUUUCGUUCUGACACUUCAUAGAGAAGCUCUUCUUGCCAUGGGGACCCUCUUGCUCAGAGAAUCCAGCUGCAUCAAAGAGACGAUCUGGACUCUAACUUUGCUUUAGGAUGACAUGCAUUUCUUUUCUUCAAGUUGUUACAUGAAUAAUUUAUGUAAAAUGUGAUUUUAACUUAUACUUAAAACUGUUAUUUCUCUGUUUGAAAAUACAUAAGGCAUUGAAUAAGAAACCUACUCAGAAUCAAACUCAAAUCCGUUAUGUUUAAUUUUUUUUACGUUUGUCAUUUCAAAUAAAAAAUAUCUUUCCUUGA